Messenger RNA from Salvia splendens (bonfire salvia), 1472 nucleotides. RefSeq names its product G-type lectin S-receptor-like serine/threonine-protein kinase LECRK2. The record is from RefSeq and is a predicted model, not a curated record. Gene Ontology annotation, molecular function: protein kinase activity; ATP binding. Lineage: Eukaryota; Viridiplantae; Streptophyta; Magnoliopsida; Lamiales; Lamiaceae. The transcript has a single exon. The coding region runs from base 465 to 1472 and encodes 335 amino acids. Gene Ontology annotation, biological process: protein phosphorylation.
GAAUCAACGCCUUCUGCAUUCUGUUGGAUAAUAAGCCGGAUUGUCAGUGUCUUCCCGGUUUCUUCUUCGCUCAGUCCGGAAACCACAAAGCCGGCUGUUCGAGAAAUUUCUCGGCCCAGGGCUGUUCCAAAAGAGACAAUAGACUUAAGUACGAUAUGAGAACAGUCGAACACACUGUAUGGGAGGAUAGCUCGUAUGAGAUCUUGCAAAUGAUGAUUAGGGAAGAAGAAUGCAGCAAAGCAUGCCUUGAUGGCUGCAACUGUGAAGCAGCCUUCUUCAAAGAUAACAACUGCCAAAAGCAGAAGCUUCCGUUAAGAUUCAGGAGAAGGUCUCUAAAAGACUCAAACAUGGCUCUCAUUCGCUUCGGUACAAACAUAGUACCCGAUAUUGGAGGCGAUUCCGACCAUAAAAGAAUCAUCAAGAAAGAGCAGUGUAUGGACAUCCUCGUCAUCUGAAUUGUUCUCAUGUCUAUAGGCAUCUUGGCGUUGUCAAUUUCUGUGAUCUUUGUUCGUCAGAAACGGAAGGAAUACAACAAGAUCGGUAAGGAAAAUGGAGAUAACUUGGUCGAGGGCAUUUCGCUGCAAGUGUUCACAUUUGAGCAUCUGUCCGAAGCAACAAACAGCUUCAAGGAAGAGCUGGGGAGAGGAGCAUCUGGCACAGUUUUCAAAGGUGUUAUGCAGCAGAAAAUGGUGGCAGUGAAGAGGUUGGAGAAAGAAUUCACACAAGGAGAGAUGGAGUUCCAGACAGAGUUGAAGACGAUUGGGAAGAUGUAUCACCGGAACCUAGUCCGGCUCCUAGGUUACUGCUUCGAUGGAGACAAUAAACUGUUGGUGUUUGAGUACAUGAGCAACGGAUCCCUCGCGGGCAUACUAUUCAAUCAAGAGAAUCGUCCGAGCUGGGAGGAACGGAUUGAGAUCGCUCGAGAUAUAUCGAGGGGGAUAUUGUAUCUGCACCAUGAGUGCGAGGCGCAUAUCAUUCACUGCGACAUAAAGCCUCACAACAUACUCAUGGACGACAAAUGGUGCGCUAAGAUAUCGGACUUUGGGCUGGCGAAGCUCCUAAAACAAGAUCAGACUAAUACGUAUACUGAGAUAAGAGGGACUAAGAGCUAUGUAGCGCCAGAGUGGUACCAAAAGCAGGCGAUCACAGUGAAAGCAGGUGUUUAUAGCUUCGGAGUGAUGCUGCUGGAGAUCAUAUGUUGUAGGAAGUGUGUUGAUUGGAGCGGGAGUGAGGAUGGGGCCAUUCUUGAGGAAUGGGCUUAUGACUGUUAUGCAACGGGGAAGAUUGGGAGUCUAGUCGGCAACGAGAUGGUGGAGGAGAGGAAGGUGGAGAGAAUGGUGAAGAUAGGGAUUUGGUGUGUGCAAUAUGAUCCGUCGCUAUGUCCAACAAUGAAAAAAGUUCAGCUAAUGUUGGAGGGAACUGUCGAGAUUCCGAUACCUCCAAGUCCGACUUCUUUCUUAAGUUCUAUCUAG